AUGGCCAUCUGCAAGCUGCCGGCACUUGAGACAGGCCAACAACAUAGUGCCGACUCCCUCGCUGCUGCUGCUCCAGGCAGUGGCAACGACCAGGACUGCCUCAUAGCUCCCGUCGUUGUCGAAACCGACGUAGCAGCUUACAAUGCCGACCGAGAUACGAGCGACCUGAACGAAGCUGUCGUGCUGACCUUCUCCUCAGUCCCCGGCGGAGCAGCUCAUUUUCACCACCUCGACGAGGGUGAACAAUCACCACAUCACGACGCCGCGGGCGGCAUCGGCGUCCACAGCACCACUCACAGCCACCCUGGUGACCCGCCAAAAACAUUUCCGCCGCAACAAAUACAGCUUCAACAACAACUUGAACAACAACAGCAACAGCAGCAGCAGCAGCAGCAGCAGCAACCCUCGGCCAAUGAGCCACCUCCUACCAAUACUCCUCCUUCGGUACCGACCCAUCGCGUGCGAAAACCCUCGCCCGGACUCGCAGCGCGAUUAAAAGCUCUCGGCUUCGGUGGCAGCCGCAAGCCGUCGUCUCCACCUCCGUCGCACCAUCUCGAACCCGGCCGCCUCCCCGAAGAACAGCUCCGAAGGCUUGACCAAGGACACCUCGCGAGCACCUCCCAUACGGUCGUCGAGCGGCGGGGCCGCCCCUGGAAGGGUGCCAUCGCCCGCAUACCGUCCAUAUCCAGCCUCAAGUCGGACCGGUCGCACGGCAAGACCGAGACAGAACCCGACGAGCCGCCUCCCGAGGCCGCCAUUGCCAUUGCGGCGAACCCCGGCUUCCUCCCGGAAAUUGUCGCCUCCGAACCGCUGGAAAUGGACACGAACAAGUACCGCCUCCCCGAUCACACCAACGGAAACGGCGUGAAGGCGCAGCUCGGCACGAGGGAGGAGCACAUCGCAAGGGACACGCGCCCGCCGCAGCCGCCCACGACGCCCGAGAUACGUCCGCCGCCCCCUCCUCCCAAGGACAGGCCGCCGCUGGCCCGGCGUCCCACGAACCCGACACCGCCAACCGCCCGAGAUGUCUUCGACUCAGAUUCGAUUACCUUCAAUCCCCUCGGCCUCCAGCGGCCGGGGUCCAUCUACACACUAUCAAGAGCUUCCUUUGCGAACCAGCUCGCACAGCUCACCUCAAUACAGCUCCCAGAUGCCGAGUCGUUGUCCAGCAGGGUCUCUGCCAUCCCGACGGCCCAGGCUGCGACAAAGGCAGUAAUAGGCGCGGCGGAACAGAUCCGCGGCUGGAUAUACAAGGCCUCGGAAGUGAUUGGCGGCUUGGAGAGCGACGACGAUGUCGAAUGGGCCGCCGCCGGAGGACGCGAGGGCGUCGAGGAAGUCGAAAACGCGAUUGUCCGCUUUGAAGAGCUCAUCAAGGUCUACGUUGGCGCUAUUGAGGAACUGCAGGCUCGGGAGGACAUCGCCAGCGUUUCAGCCGACGAUCUCCGCCGAGCCGUCGCCCAAAUGGAGGCCAUCCUCGAGGAGUGGGCCAAGAUGCGCAACACGCUGCACAGUGUCAAGGCACAGGUCGAGAUUGCCAUGGAAUGGGAGGAGCUGUGGAACAAUGUUCUCGGGGACAUCCAGAACGAGAUGGACGAGCUCGCCAGAUUGGUCUUCGAGAUGGAGGAGCGGCGGCACAAGUCGAUCCUGGCCGUCUCGACCGGCGACGGCAUGGACAUUGGCGACCUGGAGACCAUCGUGGAGGACACCCCCCGGGCUCCCGCGCGGUUGCAACUAACACCCAACCCUCGCUUCAGCCUCCCCCCCUUCCCCGUCAGCCCUACCUCGCCCUCUCCCACGGCGACAGGCAUCUCCCAAGACGAUUCGAGCCUGCUGGCACUGUUCGCGAGGAUGCAGCCCCUCAGAGCCUCCUUGGAUUUCUUGCCCAUGAGGCUCUCCGUCUUCGAAGCCAGGGCCGAGAGCAUAUUUCCGUCGGCAUGCGAAGAACUGCAUAUAAGAAGGUCGGAGCUGGAUACCAGCUAUAAGAAGCUGGAGAAGGAUGCCGAGUCCCUCCGGAAGGAGCUCGGCGAGGACCGCUGGGUGCUUGUCUUCCGCGGCGCCGGGCGGCAGGCCCAAAAGAUGUACGAGUCAGUGGAGAGGAGCGCUGCGAGACUCCGCGAGGCCAUCGACAGCGGGAUGCAUCUGACAAAUCAACCCAUAAUGAGCAAGAAGCUGGAGAGUUAUGAGGCUAAGAAGACUCACUACGGCCCGGCGAUCGAGCGGGUGCUGUCCAUCAUCGACAAGGGCGUCAAGGACCGGCUGACGGUCAACGGGGAGAUUCUUCGUUUGCACAAUGAGAUGCAGGCGAAGUGGAGGGAAUUGAAGGACGCCAUGGUAGAGCUGGAUGCUUCCAUCGAGGAGCUUCAGGCUGAGCGACGGGAGCAGCAGCUGCGAGAUUCCGUCUCCAGCAUGCUGUCAAACGACAUGUCGACGAUCGCGAGCGGACACGAGACGCCUCAGAGCUCGCCCCCGUCUUCCGUGAUCAUGUCGUCUAUGGGCCUGAGCAGUUCCACCAACCUCCACGGCCCCAAGCAGCGGUCGGCAAGCAGCAUAGGCUACCGCAGGCAAUCCUCCCUGCCGACCCCGACAAGCCAGAUUACCCGGAAGCCCGUAGCGCCGAGCAUGUCGACGCUCUCGGUCCCGUCCAGAGACUCGAGAGAAGGCUCAGCCACGCCAACCGCCAACAGGAUACCCAGACCGACGUCGUCCUUGGCAAAACGGCCCAAGUGGAACUCCUCGACGAACACAUCCGAUAUCGACACCGGCCACAACUUCAAGCCGCUCACGCUCACCACACCGAGCCCCUAUGCCAAGACGACGCCCACCCCAAUCCGCUCCGCCUCCGCCAUGGCGCCCUCAUCGGCAUCCAAGCUGCCCACACUCAGAAGCCCCCUCUCCCGCGCAGGUUCGGCGUCACCAAUCCCCGAAAACCCACAUUCCAAAAGCGGGCCCCUCCUUUCCUUCCGCGAGCGCCUCGCCUCUCCGGGGCCGCCGCUCGCGCGACAACAGCGGUCCUCUUCCAGGCCGCGCCUCGCCUCCCAAAUCUCCGCGCCGCCCGUUGUUCAAAACAACAACGGCAGCAGCAUCAGUAACAGACGUGCGUCCCUACAGCCGCCAAGACCUGUCGAGAUCUCGCCCCCUGAGGCGGCGACCACCCCAAGACGACCGGCCAGCUCCCUCGCGUCUUCGGCAACAAGGCGGACCAGCCUGCUGCCUCAGCCAAGGAUGGCGACGACAGCAGCAAAGGGGACGAGCGUCACGGGCAGGGAGAGUCCGCAGGCGGUCGCGGGCGCCCGCUUUGCCAUGCGCAAGGGGAGCAGCAGCUCGGCGGCCGCCGAGAAGCCCAAGGAUAUGAGGCCGAGGUGGCGGGCUUAA
This is a messenger RNA of Chaetomium strumarium, 3372 nucleotides long. Its product is annotated as cortical protein KAR9-domain-containing protein. The transcript has 2 exons. The record is from RefSeq and is a predicted model, not a curated record. Lineage: Eukaryota; Fungi; Ascomycota; Sordariomycetes; Sordariales; Chaetomiaceae. The coding region runs from base 1 to 3372 and encodes 1123 amino acids. Gene Ontology annotation, biological process: establishment of spindle localization; mitotic spindle orientation checkpoint signaling; nuclear migration along microtubule. Gene Ontology annotation, cellular component: cell cortex; spindle pole body; mating projection tip.